Messenger RNA from Colletotrichum acutatum, 1309 nucleotides. RefSeq lists its product as uncharacterized. The coding region runs from base 310 to 963 and encodes 217 amino acids. The record is from RefSeq and is a predicted model, not a curated record. The transcript has a single exon. Lineage: Eukaryota; Fungi; Ascomycota; Sordariomycetes; Glomerellales; Glomerellaceae.
AAAUAUUCUUACACAUUUUAUAUUCUUACACAUUUUAUACUGACCCCUCAAGGAUUAAUCAAGAGUUGAACACUAUGAUCUGGUUCCCAAGGGACUGGCAGGAGUCGACGGAGCCGGUGGAGUUUGCGGACCAGGGCGGUUGUGGUCUUCCCGGACUACGAGGCGGAGGAGGCCUACCUGAUCGCGCACGACAGGUACAGCAAGACGCUGCAGCUGGAGCACACCGUCGACGCGGUGCAGCACUCGCUGGCGGAGCGGUUUGAUAUAUUGGAGCUUGAUCAUCGCGGUGUUUAGGAGUCGCGGGAGUACAUGCCGCUCGGGUUGAUGAGGCUUGGUAGGGACCAGGAUGCGUAUAAUGUGGCAAAGUGGUGGACGCUGCGCGACGAUGGGGUUUAUCCGCGGCUGAAAAGGCAGAAGCGGUACAAGGAGGAUGUGUUUGAGUCACCGUACGCGAUUAUGAGGAGCAAGAAUGUGCUGUUUGGGACGUUGGAUGGGCUACUGCUGCUCAAGAUCAAGCUGUACCUGGACCUCUGGGACAUUUGCAACGCGGACCGGAUGCUGAGGAAGGUGGUCGUCUACUGCAAGGGUAAAGGCGGCAUUGAGAGGGUCCUUCCAUCCGAGGUGAUUGACACGAUCCAGCGGUACAAUAUCCGGUCGCACAUCAUCCGGGAGCGACGCGAACUGGCGGAGAAUCACGGAUUCGUGGCGUCGCCGCUGGUGCGCAAUCUCAAGAGGCAGAUCCUGGAGCUGGCGCGGGCGGUGUACGAUAAUCCCGAGUACACUGGCGAUGAGAUGGAGGUCAAGUAUAUUUACGCGCGGCCGUCGUGGGUUGAGAUGCCGGAGGCGGCGCAAAUCUUGGAUGAUGCGCGAGAGGGCAUUGCGACGAUGGCCGAGACGAACCCGUACUGGGCUCGUCGGGUUCCGCUAGACGACGACGACGAUGAUAAUGAUGAUUCAGAUUAGUUUGUGCAUGAUAAGGUAGACUAGUUGUUAGGUAUUGUGUUUUUGGUGCCGCUUGGAUUUACUUCCUCGUUCCCUGCGGCUCAAAGCAUCAGAUCCCCAGGCCGCUACUAUUGCUGUGCCAGGACAGCUGAGACCCAAGUACCACAGCUGAACAAGCCUCGAAAGGGAAGUUUGAAGGAUGCCAAGAAAUGAGAUCGUACCAUGUCGGUCGCACGUCUUUGACACUGCGCGGGAAGAGGGUUGCGGCCCCGAGCGUCUGGCAAACUGGGAUUGACUUUGUUGGGGUAGUCACGAGUGAUAUCAUUGUAAUAUAAUUCAAGGCGGGGGAAAAGAACGAAAUUGGGAU